This is a messenger RNA of Penicillium paradoxum, 330 nucleotides long. RefSeq lists its product as uncharacterized. The transcript has 3 exons. Lineage: Eukaryota; Fungi; Ascomycota; Eurotiomycetes; Eurotiales; Aspergillaceae. The record is from RefSeq and is a predicted model, not a curated record. Bases 1 to 330 code for a protein of 109 amino acids.
AUGACGACUCCGCAAGCGCCGGAAUCUCAAGGCUGGUUCCCACUUGGGGAAGGAAGAGGUACGCAAACCUCUCAUAUAACUGCGAAUGAGAUGUUAAAUUUCAUUCCAAGCAUCGUCAAUUACUUGCUCGCCCAGCAAACCUUUUCUAUCUCUGGUGGAUUUGCCGACUGCUUGCCUUCCGAUGCCUAUGCUCUUGUGACAGCCUGUGAGGACAAUGUUCUCCUAUAUGACAAUGGAGGAAAAAAAUACGUGCUACAAGGUUUCUUUGUGCUGAAAACUGGUUCUAUGGCACUAUAUAUCGAGAAAUUCCUGCCUCUGUCACUGUUGUAG